AUGGAUUGCUGGAAGGGUCCCGUAAGCCACAGCUGGAUUUAUCCCACGGUGAUCAUCUGUGCAAAUGGAUUUUUCACCACAAUGAGGCCAUCAGAAUCUUUUCUCACCCCCUAUCUAACAGGGCCAGACAAAAACCUAACAAUUGAAGAGGUUACCAACCAGGUUCUGCCAGUUUGGACAUACUCCUACCUCGCUCUCCUUUUCCCAGUGUUCCUGCUCACAGACUACGUGCGCUACAAGCCCGUGCUGCUCCUGCAGGGCACCAGCCUCAUCGUCACCUGGCUCCUGCUGCUCUUUGCACACGGAGUGGUGGCCAUGCAGGUGGUGGAGUUCUUCUAUGGCAUGGUCACAGCCACCGAGGUGGCCUACUACGCCUACAUCUACAGCGUGGUCAGCACCCAGCACUACCAGAGGGUCACCAGCUACUGCAGGAGUGUCACGCUGGUGGCAGCCACCGUGGCCGCCGUGCUGGGACAGCUGCUGGUGUCCUUGGCAAACGUCUCCUACUUCUACCUCAACGCCAUGACCUUGGCUUCCGUGUCCCUGGCAUUCCUGUGCGCAUUCUUCCUGCCCAUGCCCCAGAGGAGCAUGUUCUUCCACAGGAAGGAUGCCCCUGAGCCUCUGCCAGGCCCUGAUAAAGGGCUGCCUGCGGCUGCUGCCCCCAGGCCCUCGAGCUGCCCGGAGGAAAGGAGCCCCGAGGCUGCUGCCGGGGCCCCGAGCCCCCAGCCCCAGCCCGGCAAUGCCAGGCCCCAGGGGCACAUGCUCAGCGUGCUGCUGCAGCUGGGCAGGGACCUGAGGGAUUGCUACGGCUCCCGAAAACUCCUCUACUGGUCCCUGUGGUGGGCUCUGGCCACGGCCGGCUUUAACCAGGUGGUCAAUUAUGUCCAGGUGCUGUGGGACUUGCGAGCCCCCUCCCACAGCUCUGCAGUGUACAACGGAGCUGUCGAAGCCAUAGCAACUUUUUUGGGUUCAGCAACAUCCAUGGCAGUUGGAUAUGUUAAAGUAAACUGGGAUCUCUCUGGAGAACUGGCUUUGGGAAUUUUCUCUGCACUGGAUGCUGGUUCUCUGCUUCUUAUGCACUUCACUGACAACAUCUGGGCAUGUUAUGCUGGUUACCUUGCAUUUAAAGCCUGCUAUAUGCUCCUCAUAACAAUAGCAACGUUUCAGAUUGCUGUCAACCUCAGCAUGGAGCGUUAUGCUUUGAUGUUUGGCUUCAACAACUUUGUUGCACUGGUGAUUCAGACGAUUUUAACUGUUGUUGUAGUAGAUUCAAGAGGUCUGGGACUGGAUAUCAGCACUCAGUUUCUCAUUUAUGGCAGCUACUUCACAGUCAUAACUGGAAUUUUCCUGAUCAGAAGUGUGUACACCAUAAUUUCCAUCAAAUGCAGAAAUACAAGCGUGGCUGCUGAAAGCACUGCUCCUUAA
Molecule: messenger RNA, 1425 nt
Organism: Sturnus vulgaris (Common starling)
Lineage: Eukaryota; Metazoa; Chordata; Aves; Passeriformes; Sturnidae
Product: thiamine transporter 2-like
Biological process (GO): vitamin transport; transmembrane transport
Cellular component (GO): plasma membrane
Molecular function (GO): thiamine transmembrane transporter activity
Source: RefSeq, a predicted model, not a curated record